This is a messenger RNA of Syzygium oleosum, 1297 nucleotides long. Its product is annotated as RING-H2 finger protein ATL39-like. The transcript is spliced from 3 exons. Bases 277 to 897 code for a protein of 206 amino acids. Lineage: Eukaryota; Viridiplantae; Streptophyta; Magnoliopsida; Myrtales; Myrtaceae. The record is from RefSeq and is a predicted model, not a curated record.
GCCUUAAUUCUUCCCCCAAUCACCUCCUCCUUCUGAUGAUCUUCACCAUCCCAUCCGUGGCCCAUCGGUUCCAAUCAUCCCUAGCGAUUUUGAGGUCAAUCCAAGGCAAAACUCCAAAAUGGAGCAGUUUUCAUGGUCCCCCGAUCAUGGAAAAGAGCUACCCUUCCUUCGAAAGCAUUUGACUUCUGUCACCUGAGUACUCUUCUCCUCCUCCUCCUCCUCCUCCUCCUCCUGUUGUCAGUUCUUUGUUUCCCCCUUUUUUUUUCAGCUCGGUAAAUGAUGGCCAAGGGCAUGAAUUUGAUCACUACUGUAAUUGGGUUCGGGAUGAGUGCAACGUUCAUCGUGUUCGUGUGCACGAGACUGAUUUGCGGGAGGAUGCGGAGGGAUGGAGCGAGGCCCAUGUUCGAGCUCGAUUCAAGAAUCGAUGUCGAGCAGCCGGAGCGUCGAGUGAGGGCACUCGAGCCUGUUCUGGUAGAUGCGAUCCCGACGAUGAAUUUCGACCAGAAGGCUUUUAGCUCGGCCGAAGAUGCACAAUGCUCAAUCUGUCUCGGGGAGUACCGAGAGAAAGAAGUGUUGCGGAUCAUGCCCAUAUGCGGCCACACUUUUCAUCUCUCCUGCAUCGAUGCAUGGCUGAGGAAGCAAUCCACGUGCCCCGUUUGCCGCUUGCACUUGCAAGACUCGGUCUUGUGGAAGUCUGCAGGAACCAUCGAAUUGGAAACGACGAGUUCUCUCGAGGAAUCCGAGAUAUCGACGGACAAUUCGCGUCGCUGGUUGAUUCAGGGCGCUGGUCACUCGGAGCAGAGCAGAAGCGAUAACCAAGAGAAUCCCGAGCCUGCUGCCGACCAUUCCCCGGGACCAACCAGACUCUUUCUAGGGAACACGGGGACGAGUAGAUGAUCAGAUGGCGAAACCAUCUUCCUCAGGCUCUUACAGGGACUUGCAUUCGAUCCACAACGGCACGAGCUAGCCGAUCAAUGGGUCGCAGCGGCUGUCAUUGGCAAGUUCUGUCUAUAGUGUCCGCAUGUGCGAUUACAUUCUGUAUUCACAGGAGAAGAGCAUAAAGGAAAUUGCUUGGUAACAGAGGAUAGGACGUGUCGAAUAGGAAUUUUGUGUGGGAAACACGAGCAGAGUCGUCCUGGUUGAUGCAGUGUGAUAGUGACUCAAUACCUAACAUAAUCCUUCUUCCCAUCUCAAUUUGGAGACCAUGUAUUUAGUGACUUGUUUUAGUCUAUUUUUCAUUUGCCUUUUCAUGUACUCAACAGUAUGGUUUUCCAGUAUAUGAUGAUGAAGUUUUUUU